GUGGAAACGUGUUUUUGUGUUUUGUUACAGGAGCUCGUGAUGACCCGCGCGCUUUGCUUUAAUUUAUUGUUUACACGUUUAGGAAGGUGUCCAUAAAGCGCGUGCGCUUGUUUUUAUUAGAACUUGCUCGUGACCCAGUGAUGGAAAAUCUAGAAGUGAGUUUGUCAUCUCUGGCCAUCAUAUCCAGACAUGUGGAGAAGAGUCACAACCAGAUCAGCCAGUAUCUGUCCAAGCAGAUCUGGAGCCAGCAGGACAGACAGAGCAUUCUGGAGUGUUUGGCUCAGCUCCUCUUGGAGAAGGAUUACACUCUGCUGAUUGCGCGUCAUGUCCGGCCGCUGGUCCUGGACCUCCUGGAGCGCAACGCAGAGAGGGUCAAAGCUGGUGGCAGAAUCAACCAUGACUUCCAUGAGCGCCUGUGUGUGGCCCUCAGUAGACUCCUCAGCAUCAGUCCUGAUGCGCAUGCGUUCGCUGUGAGGUACUUCAGCAGUGCCCCGCCAGUGUUCCAGAGGCUGUUUUUCACCAGCGAACAGUCGUCUGCGGUCCAGUACGGCCCCAGGAGGAUGAAGCUCCGCGACCUUAUGGCUGCCACCCUGCGCUUCCUCCAAAGUGACUGUGCUAAGUUUCGGAUGCUGUGGGACUGGAGUCCCUGUGUUUCACAGCUACUCACCAGUGAUGUCAUGGUUCGAGGGUCCACGGCUCAGUGUUUAGCUCUUGUUUGCCACAUGACUGAUAAUCAGAAAGCCAUCUUCCUGAGGAAAGUGCUGUCGAGUGAUGAAAUUCUGCACAUGAAAAUGAAAGCUCUGGAGGAGAGUCAGCAGGUGGAGGCGGAGAGAGCUCUGGUAUUAACUAAUCAGAGGUCAGUAAAGUGGCACCAGGAGUUGGCCCAGAAGUUCACCAGAGGUCAGGUGGUAUCAGAGGACCUGUCCCAGAAUGUUGUAGCAGUCUGUGGAGUCAUUCUACCCAAGAUGGUUGCGCGGCAGCAGGCUGAGCAGGUGAAGCCGAGCCACCUGGUGCUGGUGGGGUCAACCUGCCAGAAUCUGAGAAGGCUGGCUCUGGCCGUGGCGUCCCAAAAGCCUGUCCUCCUGGAGGGUCCGAUUGGCUGUGGGAAAACUGCUCUGGUGGAGCACAUGGCAGCCGUCACCGGACAUACCAACGCUUCAGACAUUCUCAAGGUCCAGCUUGGGGAUCAAACUGACAGCAAGAUGCUGCUGGGAAUGUACCGAUGCACUGAUGUACCGGGGAAGUUUGUGUGGCAGCCAGGAACCCUAACCCAGGCCGUUUCUAAAGGCCUCUGGAUCCUUCUGGAAGAUAUUGAUCAUGCACCUCUGGACGUGAUUUCUGUCCUCCUGCCUUUGAUGGAGAAUAAAAAGUUGAUGAUUCCAGGUCGGGAGGAUUGCAUCGAGGUUGCUCCUGGAUUCCAGUUCUUUGCAACCAGAAGGAUGUACUGCAGUGGUGGCAACUGGCACAAGCCUCAGAACUCUCAUGCAGCACUGCUGGACAAGUUCUGGACCAAGCUGCAGAUGCGUAACAUGUCCCACGCAGAACUCAAGAAGGUGCUCAUCCACAGGUACCCCAUGUUGGCAGUGGUGUCAGACCGUCUGCUAGACAUCUACUGCCAGCUGACCGGUGAGAGACACUCUGAGGUGGACACCAGCACAGAGGGACAGCAGGACAAGCCUGAGGACAGAAGUACAUCGCUGGAGGGGAGAGCUCUGUCGAUGAGGGACCUGCUGAAAUGGUGCGAGCGGAUCAGUGUGAAUUUUGACAGCGCCUGCCCUGCCACAGCACAGCGAGUCUUCUUAGAGGCUCUUGACUGCUUCACAGCCAUGCUGUCCCGCCCUGCCAGCAGACUGCGCAUGGCUGAGAUCAUUGGAAGUAAGCUGAACAUCUCCAACGAGAAGGCUCAGUACUUCUGCCAGCUGUAUCAGCCCGGCGUGUCGCUGACGGAGCUGCAGGCUGCAGUGGGCAGGGUCACUCUGCCUCGGCAGCAGGCCGACACCGUGCAGCUGGCCGUUAUAAGCAGCAGUAAGACAUUUGCUGCAACCCGACCCUCGGCUGUUCUGCUGGAACAGCUGGCUGUUUGUGUGGCCAAGGGGGAGCCAGUCCUCCUGGUGGGAGAGACGGGAACAGGGAAGACCUCCACGGUGCAGCACCUGGCCUCAGUCACCGGACACAAGCUGUGUGUGGUGAACAUGAACCAGCAGAGUGAUACAGCUGAUCUUCUUGGAGGAUACAAGCCGGUAGACCACAGGCAGAUCCUGCUGCCACUGCGGGAGGCUUUUGAGGACCUGUUCUCCCAGACGUACUCCAGGAAACAGAACCUGACCUUCCUGGGCCAUGUACAGACCUGCUUUCGGGAAAAGCGCUGGCAGGAUCUGCUUCGACUCAUGGACCAUGUUUGCAAGUCUGCUCUGGCUAAGGAGCUGCAAGAAAAGCCAGAAGAUUCCUCUCUGCUGCAGCAGUGGGAGGCUCUGGCAUCCAAGCUGAGCCAGACCCAGCAGCAGAUCCGAGCCUGUGAGACAGCCAUGGUGUUUGCUUUUGUGGAGGGAACGUUGGCUAAGGCAGUGAAGAAGGGCCACUGGAUCCUGCUAGAUGAGAUCAACCUGGCAGCAGCAGAAACGCUGGAGUGUCUGAGUGGGCUGCUGGAGGGCAGUACUGGCUCUCUGGUCUUACUGGAUCGUGGAGACACUGAGCACCUGGUUCGCCACCAAGACUUCCGCCUCUUUGCGUGCAUGAACCCAGCUACUGAUGUGGGGAAAAGGAACCUUCCUCUGGGUCUCAGAAACAGAUUUACUGAGCUGUAUGUGCAUGAGCUGGAGAGCGAGGGAGACCUGAGGAUCCUCGUGUCAGACUACCUCAAGUGCUUGAACCCACCCAAGAGUGUCAUCAGUGGUAUCAUAAGUUUCUAUCUGGCAGCUCGGCGGGAGGCCUCUUCCCGGCUGGUGGACGGGACCGGUCACAGACCUCACUACAGCCUGCGCACACUGUGCCGGGCUCUGAGCUACGCAGCAGCUAACCCCUGCCUCAGCGUUCAGCGUUCUCUGUACGAGGGCUUCUGUUUGAGCUUCCUCACGCAGCUGGACAGGAGCUCCCAUCCUCUGGUCCAGAAGCUGGUGUGUCAACACAUCCUAGCAGGGAACACAAAAUGUCUGAAACAGCUGAUCCCAGCUCCACCGGGCCGGACCUGUGUGCAGAUAGAGGGCUACUGGGUUCCACAGGGAGAACUGGAGCCAGCUCUGGAUCCCAGUUACAUCCUCACUUCUUCAGUAAAGCUCAACCUGCGGGAUCUGUCCAGAGUGGUAUCUGCAGGGACGCACCCAGUGCUGAUCCAGGGGGAGACGUCUGUUGGGAAGACCAGCCUGAUCCGCUGGCUGGCAACAGCCACUGGGAACCAGUGUGUGAGGAUCAACAACCAUGAGCACACCGACAUCCAGGAGUACAUUGGCUGCUACUCCUCAGACGACAGGGGCAAGCUGGUGUUCAAAGAGGGUGUCCUGCUUGAUGCCAUGAGGAAAGGCUACUGGGUGAUCCUGGAUGAGCUGAACCUGGCCCCCACCGACGUCCUGGAGGCUCUCAACAGGCUGCUGGAUGACAACAGGGAACUGUUUGUGGCUGAGACGCAGGAAGUCAUCAGGGCUCAUCCCAGAUUCAUGCUGUUUGCAACACAGAAUCCCCCAGGGCUCUACGGAGGCAGAAAGGUUCUGUCCCGGGCAUUCAGGAACCGCUUUGUGGAGCUGCACUUCGAUGAGCUGCCCAGUGCAGAGUUGGAGACCAUCCUGCACCAGAGGUGUAGCUUACCUCCAUCCUACUGCACCAAGCUGGUCAAGGUCAUGCUGGACCUUCAGUCAUUGCGCAGAGGAUCUUCUGUGUUUGCGGGGAAACAUGGCUUCAUCACUCUGAGAGACCUGUUCCGCUGGGCGGAGCGCUACCGGCUGGAGGAGCAGGCUGAGGCCACUCAGGACUGGCUGCAGCACCUAGCAGAUGACGGCUACAUGCUGCUGGCUGGACGGGUCAGGAAGCAGGAGGAGGAGGCCGUCAUCCUGGACACCCUGCAGAAGCACUUCAAACGGACGGUGAACCCCGACAGCCUGUUCUCCCAGAAACAGCUCAUCAGUCAGUUCAGUCCUGCAGUGGGCAGCGUUGCAGCGGUACCAGAGGAGUUCCGUCAUGUGGUGUGGACCCAGAGCCUGAGGAGGAUGGCGGUGCUGCUGGGGCGAGCGCUGCGCUUUGGGGAGUCGGUUCUGCUGGUGGGAGACACAGGAUGUGGGAAAACCACCAUCUGCCAGCUGUAUGCAGCUCUGGCUGGACAGAAGUUCUUCUCUGUCAACUGUCACAUGCACAUGGAAACGUCGGACUUCCUGGGAGGCCUGCGGCCUGUUAGAUACACCCAGCAGACUGUUGGUGAGGAUGUCAGGCUGUUUGAGUGGAACCAUGGACCAUUGGUGCUGGCCUUGAAGGAGGGCGGAGUCUUCCUCCUGGAUGAGAUCUCACUCGCAGACGAUUCUGUGCUGGAAAGGCUCAACAGUGUCCUGGAGACAGAGAAAAGUCUGGUGCUGGCAGAGAAGGGCAGCGGAGACAACGACGACGUGGAGCUGAUCAGAGCGGCUACAGGCUUCCGCCUGGUGGCCACCAUGAACCCUGGAGGAGACUUUGGCAAGAAGGAGCUGUCUCCUGCCCUGAGGAACCGCUUCACUGAGAUCUGGUGUCCUCAGAGCAGCAGCCGCAGUGACCUGGUCCAGAUCAUCCAACACAACCUGCGCUCUGGACUCUCAUUAAAUGGCAUAGAUGUUGCAGAAGUGAUGCUGGACUUCAUGGAGUGGCUGGGCCAACAGGACUUUGGCCGGCGCUGCGUCCUGAGCGUCAGAGACAUCCUCUCCUGGGUGAACUUCAUCAACGCUGUGUGUGAGAGGGAUGAGGCCAGCUGCAUGACCAUGAGAACAGCUGAAGAACAGGAGGAAGACGAGGAGGAGGCAGAGUGGGACCUCAGACUGGAUGCUGUCACUGCUUGUGUCCAUGCUGCCUGCUUGGUUUACAUAGAUGGCCUUGGCUCAGGAACUACAGCAUCCUGUGCAGACGGUGCCCUGGCUGCACGCCGGAUGUGUCUGGCUUUCCUGCAGCAGAGGCUGAGUAAGACGACCCGGAUUGAUGAGGAGAUGCUGGAGGCCCUGAGGGUCUAUGACCCCUGCCUGCCACGGGACCCUCAGUGGGGAGAGGACUUCUUUGGCAUCAGCCCCUUCUACAUUGCCAUAGGAUCUGAAGCUGAGAGCCGCAGCCUGUCUGACUACGCCCUCACAGCAGGCACUGCGGCCAUGAACGCCCAGAGGCUUUUGCGGGCUCUGAAGCUGCAGAGGCCCGUGCUGCUGGAGGGCUCCCCCGGAGUGGGAAAGACGAGUCUGGUGGCGGCGCUGGCCAAGGCCUCCGGGAACCAGCUGGUCAGAAUCAACCUGUCUGAGCAAACGGACAUCACCGACCUGUUCGGGACAGAUCUUCCUGUGGAGGGAGGGAAAGGAGGAGAGUUUGCGUGGCGAGACGGCCCCCUGCUGGCUGCUUUGAAGGCUGGCCACUGGGUUGUCCUGGAUGAAUUGAACCUGGCCUCCCAGUCGGUGUUGGAGGGGCUCAAUGCCUGCUUUGACCACAGGGCAGAGAUUUACAUUCCUGAGCUGGGCUUGAGCUUCCAGGUCCAGCAGAAGAAGACCAAGAUCUUCGGCUGCCAAAACCCGUUCACACAGGGCGGUGGGCGCAAGGGACUGCCCAAAUCCUUCCUCAACAGGUUCACUCAGGUCUUUGUGGACCAGCUCACCUACAAAGACAUGGAGUUCAUUGGAAAUUCUAUUUUUCCCGCCAUUGACAAGGAAAUCAUCGCAAAAAUGGUUGGGUUCAAUAACAGGCUUGUUCAGGAGGUCUGUGUGGAGAGGCUGUGGGGGCAGAAGGGAAGCCCCUGGGAGUUCAACCUGCGGGACGUAUUCCGCUGGUGUCAGCUGAUGCUUACUGACCAGUCGCCAGGAUUUUUCAACCCAGGCCAGCAUGUGGCCUUGGUGUAUGCUGACAGAAUGAGAACUGAGGCAGAUAAGGCAAAGGUCCUGCUGGUGUUCAGGGAGGUGUUUGGGGAGGACUAUGAGCCUUACUGUGGCUCCAAACACUUCCACAUCACUCCUCUCAGCGUUCAGGUGGGCUUCUCUGUGCUGUGUCGCAGUGGGGGAGCCCCUGUGGAUCUGGACCCCCCACUGUCCAUCACACACCAGUGCCUGAAGCCUUUAGAGUCUCUGAUGAAGUGUGUGGAUAUGGGCUGGAUGACCAUAGUUGUUGGUCCCACAGCCAGUGGGAAGACCAGCCUGGUGAGACUGCUGGCCCUGCUGACGGGGCACCGUCUCCGGGUGUUGGCCAUGAACAGCGCCAUGGACACCACGGAGCUGCUGGGGGGAUUCGAGCAGGUGGACAUCAUGCGUCCAUGGCAGCAAGUGCUGGAGACAGUCGACUACAUGGUCGCCAUGGUGAUAAGGCGUGGACUGAUGUCUCUCAACGAUGGCACCCAGGACACAGAGUUUCUGCUGCAGACAUGGGGCAUGUUCUGCCAGUGGCUGAAGGAGAACGGACUACAAAGACCAGCAGGAGCAGUGACCUGUGAGGCUCUCAACAAGAUGGAGGUCAUCAUCCUCCUGCUGCAGAAACUCAACACCAAGCUCAAAGUGUUCACCGACAUGUCCAAGCUGCAGAUGGACUUCACUCUGCUGAAGGAGCGUCUGGCCCAGCUGGAGGACGGCUGGACCAACGGCGGCUUCGAAUGGCUGGACGGGAUGCUGGUCCAGGCCCUGCAGGCCGGGGAUUGGCUGCUCAUGGACAAUGUCAACUUCUGCAGUGCUUCUGUCCUGGAUCGCCUCAAUGCUCUUCUGGAGCCCAACGGAUCCCUCACCAUCAAUGAGCGUGGUGUAAUCGAUGGGAAGACCCCCAGGAUCACCCCUCACCCCAACUUCAGGCUGUUCCUCACCAUGGACCCGGUGCAUGGGGAGCUCUCCAGAGCUAUGAGAAACAGAGGGGUGGAGGUCUACAUCCCAGGGGAACGUGAGGGGUUGUGCUGGGACACUUUGGACCUAAAGACCCUGCUCCACUCUGCCGGUGUGACAGGGAACUGUGUGUGUGACUUGCUCAUUCAAAUCCAUCAAGACAUCAGAAGUGCCAUUUGGGACUCCUCAGCCUCUUCAAUGGCGGCCCUUCUCCACGCUGCCUCUCUGCUGUCCUGCCAGCUGCAGCGAGGUGCAGACCUUCGCAGCGCCCUGCAGCACGCCUGUACUGAGGUCUACGCCUUCUGUCAGCGCUCCACUGCCAACCAGAAGCAAGCCCAGCAGGUGAUUGAGCAGCACCUGGUUGUCAUGGAUACGGGCGCCUGGGGAGACGGGCUGCUGUGUGCCGGGGUGUGGCCGGACAGCUUCCCUUCAGCUCUUCUCUCUACUGAAGAUUCCUGCUUCUCCUCAGUCCUCAGAGACGGGCAGGUCCUCCUGUUCUGCCUCAACUCCCUCAGCCUGCAGGGGAAACGGAACCGUCCACUGAGACUGAGGGACCUGGAGCAGGCCUUGCAGAGCAGUGGAGUCCAUGAAGACUGUGUGUUUUCUGGAGGAGUGCUGGAUCUGGAGGAUGGUGAUGCUCUCAGGCUCGUCCCCACUGCAGUGAGGCUGGUGACAGAGAGAGCAUCCCAUGGAGACUGGAUCCUCCGCAGCCACUGGCUCUCCAACCUGGGGAAGAGCUCCAAAUAUCUGCCAGAGCCAGCGCUGGUCCAUGUGGAGGCAGGAAACCGAGCUCUGAAGGCGGUGUUCAGCAGCACCCUGGCUGCAAAGGGGAAAACGCUGGCAGAGCUGCUGCAGCCACACAGCAAAGAUGAAUACAGGAUUCUGAUGGACAUGCGCUGGAACAAGCAAUACCUGGAUAUUCUAACUAACAAGUGCAACUUUGAGGAUGAGGAGAGAUACAUGGAGUUCCUGGAGGCUCUGAAUGCAGUGGCUAACAGGAUUGUUCUGAUGAUGGACCGGGAGGAGAGAGCCGUCAGUUGCUCCUGCACCGUCAGUGUGGCUCCGCCCACUUCCUCUCUGAGAGUCGCCACAGCCUUCAGCAAAGGAAGCUUAGACAUCAGCCAGCUGCCUCACCCUGUGCUCAUGCACCUGCGAGCGUUCUUUGACCGGUGGGAUGCCUACGUCCUGCAGGCCGUGCAGAACGGACAGCCGCACAUCUCUGACCACGUCAUGUUUGAGAUCCUGCAGCUGCUCCGGUGGCGCGACCACUUCUGGGAUGUGUGCGUCAUGCUUCCGGCCGACUCCCAGGGCGUCUCGGUGCUGUCGCUGCACUGGCAGUGGCUGCAGAAGCACCUCAUCCUGCGCCUGCCUCAGCUGCUGAUGGGAGACACAGCAGCCACUCUGGAAGGUCAGCAGGACUUGCAGGCUGUUUCAGCAGCCAUCCAGAGCCUUUUGUCCACUCCAGUGUCGGUGGCCGCUGCACUCAAAGGCAUGCAGAGGUCUCUGGGGAAAGCUCUGCCUUACAAGCUGGAGGCGGUGGCAGAGUGUGCGUCCCGGCUGCGGCUGCUCAGCAUGGCUCUGGAUGUGAACGCGCUGCAGCUGGACGAGGCUCUGAGCUGGGGGGGGCAGCAGCUGCUCCGGGUGCAGGCAGCCGGACUCUGGCUCGACAUCAAGGAAAGCCUCCUGGAGGCAUCAGGUCUGGUUCUGUCUGCUAACAACCAGCUGGACCCACACAAGUCUGGGGUCCUGGAGAAGCUGCUGCUGAGCGUGGAGCAGCUGCAAAGUCACAUGACCUCCAGAGGGCUGUCAGGUUUCAGCUCCAUGUCUGAUGGAGAGGCAGAGGAGGGCGAGGUCCACAUGGGCCGAGCCGGGCUGCUGCAGCUCAGAACCCAGACCCAGCUCUGGCCUUUGAUGGAAGGCCUGUCUGUCCUCAACCAGCUGCUUCUCAGUGCAGAUCUGCUGCACCUGGCUCUGUCUCCAUGUGACCGUGUUGCUGAGGACGACCUUCGCCGCCGGCUGUCCAGACACCUUCGCUUCUGCCUGCAGUCGACGCCGAUGAAUGUGGGGCAGCUGCAGAGUCUGUGGUUCCUGCUGAGCAGCGAUGGGCUGCAGGAGAAGCUGCCCUUGGUGUGGUGUGAUCUGCUCUCUGAGGCCCUGGCUGCUCUCUGGAGCUGCAGCGUGACCUCUGACCCCACCCGCUGGCUCAGAUGGAACCCAGUGGAUCCAGAGACCCAGAAGGAUCUGACGCCGCGCCCUGGAGCAGAGAACAUGGGCCCAGCGUUGCUGAAUAAAGCAGUGUGGUCCUGGUGCAUGCUGGGAGUUCUGAGCAGGGGAGAGGUGCAGGCGGAGGCCCCCCUGUCCUGUGGGGUCAGCCUGGGGGAGUGGGAGGAGAGGGUCCAGCAGCUGGAGGUCGUCUCUUCUGUCCUGUGGGAAAACCUGACCUUUCCAGCCACAGCCCAUUUCAGGGUAACGGACCUGAGGCUGCAGGGGGCGGUGCUGCGGCGGCAGCUCCAGAGCAUGGCCGACCUGCUGCCCCCUCACCUUCAGGAGGGCUACAUGGAGAGCUGUGAGAGCCUGGUGCAGGACGCCACGCCGCUCACCGCCGCCCAGGAGAUCCAGACGCUCCUCAAGAACUUCCUGCCUCCCCAGCUGCUGCCUGAAGGCCUGAUGGCGGCCUGCACAGCCUGUCUGCAGCAGUUUGUCCAGGUCAAAGGACAGGGCGGGGACUCCCUGGCCCAGUGUGGUGUGUUCUGGGUCAACAUGGGCCUGCUGCAGAUCCGAGUCUGGACACCGCAGACCAUCUUUGACCCGGCGGUGAAGAGGAGCUACAAACUGAACUACGCUCAGCAGGAGCUGGCUCUGCUGCAGGAUGAGUGGAAAGCUCGCAGCGCAUCGUCUGAGCUGAAGAGCGGAGAGGAGCUGAAGGAGAGCAGCACCACUGACGGCUUCCAGCAUCCCAGGAUCAGAUACUUGUGGAUCCGCAUGCAGCAGGUGAAGGAGCAGAUAGCAGAGCUGUCCAGGAAGCAGGCCUUCCGGCCGCAGCAGGCCCAGUAUGGCCGGCUGUACCGGGAGCUGCAGCACUACCUGAGCAGCGUGGGCCACAUGUCGGCUGUGGAGGAGCUGCUGUCUCGGCUCCUGAAGGCCCUCCAGGACCCGUCCUACUUCAGGUCCGGGUCAGCCGUCCGGGCCCUGCUCAGAGAGGAGGCUGGCUGGCAGAACUCUCAGCAGCGCUUCUGCCAGAAGCUCCUGGAUGACUACCCUCUGUUCCCGGAUCUGGUGGGCCCGGUCCGGACCGGCCUGCUCCAGCUGCGGCACGGCAUGAGGCUGGUGGCCUCCCAGCUGGCUACCUCUCUGACCCCUGUCCCUGGCCUGUCCAAGCUGGUGUCCUGCUUGGUGUCCUUCCCCUCCGUGUCCCCCGGCCUCCCGUCAGACCUGGACCGGGCCCAGUUCCUGUGCUCCAGGACCUGUAUAGAUGUUGUGCACGGCCUGGAGAAGCUUCUGCCCCAGCAGGAGGCAGGUAGCGUGGCCCCUCAGCCCUCUGCUCUGCUGCUGAACGCUCUGCUGUAUGUCCGCUGCCACAGCUUGUCCACAGGAGAGCUCAGUGAGGAGGCAUGCAGCCUCUUCAGACACAUCUGCCAGGCCGUGGUGAACGAGUGGGACAACCAGGAGAAGAGGAAGCAGGAGCAGGGGCAGCUGGAGGCUUCUCUGUACCGCAGCCGCAGCCGUCUGCACGGCUCAGGCCUGACUCAGGACCAGCAGGACGAGACAGACUUCAGGCGCCACUUCCCUCAGUUCAGCAAGGACUUUGCAGAUAUUUUGUCCCAGCCCAGCCUGGAAGGCCCGGCUGACACAGAACCAGAACAUGAGGCCGAUACUGCUGCAGCCUCUCUGUCUGGACCUGCCAUCAACACACUGGUCCAGGUGCAUCAGUGUGUGUGUCUGGGUUACGCCCAAUCACUGUGGUACCAGAGCACGCCACCAACCAAUCACAGUAAAGAACACAUCAAAGCCCUGAUCUCUUCCCAUCAGAUUGCUUCCCCUGUGAUGACUCACUUCUAUCAUCUGAUUGAUUCGGAGCUGGACCUACAGCUGGCCGGCUGCGGCCUGCUGCUCUCUGCCCUCCUCCAGAACACUGUGUCGGGCUCCGGGGGUUCUGAUGAGCUGGCCCUCUCCUCAGAGGGGCCCUAUGACUUCUACCAGCAGCCUAACAUGAGAGAGGCGCGCCUCUGUCUGCCUGUUCUGGAACAACUGAGUGAGGCAGUGAAGACAAGGCUGGAGGAAUGGCCGGAGCACCCUGCUCUGGUCCAGCUGAACGUGGUCAUGGACAGGAUCAGGUCGUUCAGCUUGGCCUGCCCUCUGGCCAAGUUCCUCAACGGUCUGGAGAUUCUGCUUGGCAAGGCACAGGACUGGGAGAAUAACGCCAGCCGCGCCGUAUCCCUGCGGAAGGAACUGGAACCAGUCACCCAGCUGAUCAUCCAGUGGCGCAAACUGGAGCUGAACUGCUGGUCAAGCAGCCUGGACAAUGCCUUGAAGCGCCAUACAGAAAAAUCCACCAAACACUGGUUCUCCCUCUACCAGCUGGUGGAGCGUUACCUUCAGGAACAGAGAGAGGAGGCGGACACAGGAGAGCAGGCAGCAGACAGCCUGUCCCUGUCCUCUGUGUCCUCUACACUGGAAGCCUUCAUGGAAGGCUCCACCCUGGGCGAGUUCCACACCCGUCUGAGAAUGCUGCUCAGCUUCCACUGCCAUCUCCUGCUGGUGCCUGAUCUCCCAGGUCAAGAGUCUUUGUCCCGGCUACUGUGGAACCUUCAUCGGUACUACAGCCAGUUCUCUGAGUCUGUCCAGGGCAAGAUACUUCAGCUCAGGCAGCCCAUUGAGAAGGAGCUCAAAGACUUAGUCAAGAUUUCCAAGUGGAAUGAUGUCAGCUACUGGUCCAUCAAGCAGUCAGUGGAGAAGACGCAGCGCACUCUCUUCAAGUUUGUGAAGAGGUUUGAGGAUGCUCUGAGUGGACCCAGUCUAGCAGCACUGGUGGAACAAAGAAGCAGUUCCAGCUGGGACCCAGAGCCUGCCGGGUCAGGGGACGCUCCCAUCCAGAGGGUUCAUCAGGCGCUGAAGAGCGCCAUGCCUGGCCAGGGCAGGGAACUUCAGAAUGAGGACCUGGAGGAAGGCACUGGACCAUCUUCCUUGCAGGCCCGUUUGCCUGUUUUGUUCCGGAAGAUGAAGAAGAUGAGCAUCCAGCUGCUGAAGAGAACAUCCGUACCUGAACUGGCUGAAGAUCUGGACUGUUUUACUGGUGAGAUAAUCAGCAACCUAGGAGACCUGCAGAGCCUCAGCAUAGACACAGCAACAGCCAAAGAAAAGCAGCAGACGGAGGUCAAGCACAUCCUUCAGCAGAAGCAGAGAGCUCUGUCUGACCUGUUCAAGAUGCUCUCUGAAAUAGGCCUGUCGUACCGCAAAGGGCUGAUAUGGAACAGAACCGCUGACCCAGAAAGCACCCUCUGCAUGCACCCGCUAGAGAUGAGCACUGCUCUCUCUGCUGUGAAGACCCAGGGCCAGCCUGAGCAUGUGCUGUUUACAGAGUUACUGGGAGCCUGGGAAGGAUGCCAGAAAUACUUCUACCGUUCAUGGGCCAGGAGGACGGCCCUGCUGACCGCUCUCCAGCACGCCUCAAAGGAGCUUGGUGUUGGGAACAUAGAGCGCUGCAGAGGUUUCUCCUCCCACCUGUUCAAGCUGCUGCUCAGACAGAGGCAUCGACUGGCCCAGCUGACCCAACACUGGGUCUCCCUCAGGAAGCUAACUGCCAGCCUCCAGAACAUACAGACCCACCUCCAGAGCCACAGUGAGGACGGGGGCUGCUACCUGCCCCCCCAGGACUCUCUGCAGGACUGGUUCAGAAGAGGCCGGGGGCUGGCAGCUCAGAGUGCCACACUUCUGCAACAACUGUCCUGGCUGCUCCAGUGUUGUCCUGAAGAACCCCAGCAGAGGGAGCAGACGGGCGCCAGCAGCAGGCGCCACACCCUGAUGUGCCCUUCCCCCCUGACAGUGCAGCAGCAGCCCCCUGGCUGCCUGCUGAGGAGGGGAGACCCCGGCUGGACCCAGCUGCAGCAGCAGGUCGCUGCCAUGCUGAAGGACAGUCAGAGUGUGAAGGAGCAGCUGGCCUCCUCUGGGUCCAUCCUCUGCUCCUGGAGCAGCUUUACCACCUGCUGUUCAGCCAUGGAGCAGUUAGGGGGCGUGGCAGCCCAGAUGAGUAGCAUAGAGAGCUUGUUUUCCCCGCUAACCGGGGAGGGUGGGGCCAACACCCAGCCCGCCGUGACACAGAGUCUGAACUACGUCCGAGGACAGGUGGAGACGGCCAUCACUGAGUUUACCAGCUGGAGAAGUCAGCUGCUGUCCCCGGGGCCUGAGCCCAUCGGUCAGCACUCUGCUUUCUGGAGCUUCUUCUCUGCUGAGCUGGAGGCCAACAUCAGCGCCCUGCUGCAUGCUGUCCAGAGACUGGUGAAGAGGAGGACGGCUGAGGAUGAAGGACAGACACAGGAAGAGCCAAAGACAGACGGAGCUGAGGAGAAGGAGGAGCCUGUAGAGGACCUGCUGAAGCCUGGUCACCUGACUCGGCUCUUGGAGGCAGAGCUUGAAGCUGAGGUGGAGGCUCUGUCUGUUGGCAGUGUGAGCGUUGCCGUGACGAAGCUGCUGGGCUGUGUGAGGAGACACAGAGACUCCUGUCCCCCUUCACAGCUUCAGGAGGUGAACCGGGCCUGCAGGGCGCUGGUCCGGUUCCUGCCCCUGCUGGGGGUCUAUUCAGACCUGGCCCGCUACUACCUCUCUGUGUCGCUCGCAGUCCACAGAAGCACAGGCAAGCUGCUGUCUGUGCUGUCCAGCAUCUUCACCCAGCUGGCCCAGAAGGGGUUCUGUCUGCCUCAGGAGCUGAUGCCUGGAGGCGACGCGGACGGAGCCACAGAGUUCCAUGACUACGAGGGCGGAGGCAUCGGAGACGGAGACGGCACCAAGGACGUCAGCGACAAGAUCGAGAAUGAAGACCAGGUGGAGGAUUCCUUCCAGGAGGGAGCAGAGAAGGAGGAGCAGCAGAAUUUGGAGAACAUCAAGUCGGAGGACAACGGAAUCGAAAUGUCUGAAGACUUUGAUGGACGAGUUCAUGAUGGGGACGAGAAUGAAGGUGGUGAAGACAACGAGUCUGAUGAAGAGGAGGAAGAGGAGCUGGACAAAAAGAUGGGAGACCUGGGAGAAGGUCAGACAGACACUUUGGAUGAGAGAAUGUGGGGGGAUGAUGAAGAGGAUGAUGAAGAGGAAGGCAGUGAGAAGGAAGAGGAGUCUGGACAGGGCAUGGACCAGGGCGAAUCUGAGCUGGUGGCUAAAGAGGACAACCUGGACACAGCCGACUCCAACAGGGACAAGAAGAGUCAGGACCAGGAUGAAGAGCAGCGUGAGGAGGAGACGGAGAAGAUCCACGAGCAAGGAGACGAGAGAGAGUUUGAUGAGAACGAGGUGGACCCGUACCACGGUCAGCAGGAGCAGAGACCAGAACCAGAGGCCAUGGACCUGCCUGACGACCUCAUCCUGGACCAGGAGGAAGAGGCUGGAGGAGAUGAUGAUGAGGAUGGUGAUGAUGAAAACCCGCUAGAUAUUGAUGACAAGGCCAUGGAGGUGGAGCUGAAAGAGGAAGAACAGCGAGAUGGAGAGGAAGAGGAGUCAGGAGAAACUGAGAUGGAGAACCAGAGAGACGACGAACAGAACCAGGAACCCAAAUCUGAGGAAGAGGAUGAGAAAGGACAUGAGAAACAGGAAGAGGCAGCUGAUGAAGAUGAAGAAGAAAAGGAGGGGAAGGAGAAUAGAGAAGCACAGGAAGAAAAAGAUAAGGCUGCUGGAGAUGACAGCGGAGAGAAACUCAAGCAGGAGGAUGAAGCUGAGAGUGAGGAUGAUGAGCAGCCCAGCUCUGCUGAGAGGAAGGAGCACAGUGCAGACGGUCAGACUGGAGAGCAGAAUAUUCAGAGUGACUCCGCUGUGGAGCUGGCCGGCGCCGCUGCAGAGACAGAUCAGGCUAAAGAGGAGCAUGGCAGCGGUGCAGCUGAUGCCAGCCAAUCAGAAGGCCACCAGUCCAAGCUGACAGCCAGGAUGGCCUCUCAGAAGCAGACUCAGAGCCAGACUCAGAGCUUUAAGAGGAAACCGGGCCAAGCAGAUAACGAGCGUUCGCCUGGGGAUUACAGCGAGCGCGUCAACAAGCGCCUGAGAACGGUCGAGAGCAGCCAGGAACGCUCUGAGAGCAGGCAGGCAGACAGCCAGCACGACUCAGACCUGUAUGAACACAUCCGACCUGGGGAGACAGCCUACGACUCCCAGACCUACGAUGUCGCCAGUGCAGAGCAACAGAAGGCAGCAGGACCUCUGAAGGAUCAGGAUGAAGAUGGAAAUGAUGAUGUUGCCAUGGAGACAGAGGACCAGGAGGAACAACUCCAGUCUGCUGAUGUAGAGGAGCUGAAGCCGGAGCAGCUGGAGACCUCCAAGUUCUCCCAGAAAGGUGUGGAGAGCGGAGAAGCUGAGCAGCAGAGGCAGGAUGAGGAAGAUGAGAGGCUGAAGGAGCGACAGCCUCCUGGAGAGGAAGAGAAAUCCACCAGGAGCUCUGAAUCCACCAUUCACACGGCUCCUGCUGUCCUGCUGCUGUCUGAGCAGAAGACAGAGCGAGACCCAGAGGAGCUGAGGAGGGAGAUGGAGCUGCAGCUGGAGGCCUGGCGUCAGCUGGCUCCAGGAACCCAGGAGGAGGAGGCUGCAGCAGCUUCCAUGUGGCUCCAGUACCAGGCCCUGACCUCUGCCCUCUCCCAGCAGCUGUGUGAGCAACUGCGCCUCAUCCUGGAGCCCACGCAGGCUGCCAAGCUCCGUGGGGAUUACCGCACAGGGAAGCGGCUGAACAUGAGGAAGGUGAUCCCUUACAUCGCCAGUCAGUUCAGAAAGGACAAGAUCUGGCUGAGGAGGACCAAGCCCAGCAAGAGAGAGUACCAGAUCUGUCUAGCAGUGGAUGACUCCUCCAGCAUGGUUGACAACCACUCUAAACAGCUGGCGUUCGAGUCCCUGUCAGUGAUCAUCAACGCUCUCACUCUGCUGGAGGUCGGCCAGGUGUCUGUGUGCAGUUUUGGGGAGCAGAUGCAGCUGCUGCAUCCCUUCCAGCAGCAGUUUAACGACGAGUCGGGAGCUCGCAUUCUGCGCCUCUGUCAGUUCCAACAGAAGAAGACCAGGAUAGCUCAGUUUCUGGAAACGUCUACUAAGAUGUUUCUCUCAGCACGACAGCAAAUUCCAGGAUCUCCGAGCUCAGAGACGGCCCAGCUGCUGCUCAUCGUGUCUGACGGCAGGGGAUUGUUCCUGGAGGGCAAGGAGCGCGUGGUGACAGCGGUGCAGGCAGCACGCACAGCUAACAUCUUUGUGAUCUUCGUGGUUCUGGACAACCCCAACACCCGGGACUCCAUCCUGGACAUCAAGGUGCCCAUCUUCAAAGGGCCAGGAGAGCUGCCAGAGAUCCGCUCCUACAUGGACGAGUUCCCCUUCCCCUUCUACGUCAUCCUGCGGGACGUCAACGCCCUGCCGGAGACGCUGAGCGACGCGCUGAGACAGUGGUUUGAGCUCAUCACAGCUGCUGACCAAUAGGCAGGCCAGAAGCAACGGCUAACUGCUGGAACCUGCAGAGCAGGCUCUCUGACCUUGUGCCUUCAGCCUGUUGUGUUCCCCAGUGUGACAGCAGGCUGUCAGUCUGAUGAUGUUUCAUGUUAGAAUCUUCAACAUCUAACAUGAAACAUUUUGAGCAAAGAUGGAACCACUAUUCUGAAGACGACAGACUCGAAUGUGUUAGACUGGGUCAAGCUGCUGUGUGGACGGGACUGUCCAUGUCUUCACUGGGUCACAGUAUGUGGGGACGGAGGGUCAGGGGACCUAAUCAUGUGCCUUGGGGAACCCCAUCAGGAUGCUCAAGCUUUAAUUUAAACACUUCGUUCAGCUAUUGUGUGGAAGUAAAGCCUCAUGCUGACAGGACAAAUGUGAGACGUUUCUGAUGUGUACAUGAGCAGAAAUAUUGAAGUUUUAUGUAUUUACCUGCUAAUGUGAAUGAUGUAAAGAUCUGAGGUUUACAGGUUGUGCCACAUUUCUCUCACCUGGCAGAAGAGCAAAACAACUCUGCUCCAUGUUGGCAGAUCACUAUUUUACUAUUAAUUUAAUCGAUCAUAAUAAAGUUUUAUGGAAAGAACAUGAA
Messenger RNA from Xiphophorus couchianus (Monterrey platyfish), 17247 nucleotides. RefSeq names its product midasin AAA ATPase 1 (gene mdn1). The transcript is spliced from 102 exons. Gene Ontology annotation, biological process: ribosomal large subunit export from nucleus; ribosomal large subunit assembly. Gene Ontology annotation, molecular function: ATP binding; ATP hydrolysis activity. The record is from RefSeq and is a predicted model, not a curated record. Gene Ontology annotation, cellular component: preribosome, large subunit precursor; nucleus. NCBI's taxonomy places the organism in Eukaryota, Metazoa, Chordata, Actinopteri, Cyprinodontiformes, Poeciliidae. Bases 141 to 16649 code for a protein of 5502 amino acids.